AUGGCGUUGCCAAACUCCGACUCUCAGGCGGCAGCGGCGGUGGAGUGUACGGCGGAGGUCAAGUGUGUGAAAUGCUAUUCCUGCGGAUUUACAGAGGAUUGCACCCCUGCUUACAUUUCUCGAGUUCGUGAUCGCUUCCAUGGGCGGUGGAUCUGUGGGCUCUGCAUCGAGGCGGUGAAAGACGAAGUUGUGAGGUCGGGGACGCUUAUCUCCACCGAAGAAGCGCUGAGCCGACACGCGAGUUUCUGCAGAGAGUUCAGAUCGACGAACCCCCUGGAUGAAACAGAGCACCCCAUCUCCGCCAUGGGGCGACUACUACGGCGGAGGUUGGAUUCUCCCAGAGUGCUCCGGUCGAAUUCUAGCCGUGUAAUCAAACUCAAACCGAUUGUCGACAUCGGUGGUCCGGCCAGACUCCAACGUUCCGGGAGUUGCUUUCCUUCCUUGUCUAGUUAA
Messenger RNA from Cucurbita moschata (crookneck pumpkin), 453 nucleotides. RefSeq lists its product as uncharacterized. The transcript has a single exon. The coding region runs from base 1 to 453 and encodes 150 amino acids. NCBI's taxonomy places the organism in Eukaryota, Viridiplantae, Streptophyta, Magnoliopsida, Cucurbitales, Cucurbitaceae. The record is from RefSeq and is a predicted model, not a curated record.